Molecule: messenger RNA, 964 nt
Organism: Aureobasidium subglaciale EXF-2481
Lineage: Eukaryota; Fungi; Ascomycota; Dothideomycetes; Dothideales; Saccotheciaceae
Exons: 4
Coding region: 65-661 (198 amino acids)
Source: RefSeq, a predicted model, not a curated record
GCUGCCAGCACUUGCGACUUGUAUAUACAAAACAUACUUGCUCGGAUAGGACCCGACUCGAGCCAUGAGGAUAAGAAAGCCCUUUGCAGCUGCCUUUGUGGUCUUGCUGUUCAUAGCAGCAUCGUUGGGCCUGGCCCCGAACCAGCUACCCCAAUACAAGCAGAGCGACAAGGUCUUGCAUUUCGUCACCUUCUUCCUAAUAACUUUUUGCUUCUACUGGAUCAUUGAGACCAAUCGUCGUCGCGUUAUCCACUUUACCCUCGUGGCCUGUACUGUUGCUCUGAGCAUUGGUUCCGAGGUUGUCCAAGGACUGCUUCCGAAUGGUCGCGAGUUCGAUCCGUACGAUAUCCUCGCUAAUGUGGUCGGUUCACUGCUUGCUUUAUUGGCUUGCAGCUGGUACCAUAAACGCAUGUUGGAGAGACGCCGCGCCGCAAGAAACUAUCAAAUCGUGCCUGGGGAAGAGCAGGAUAUUGAACUGGGGGAUAAUACCACCGACCAAGAAAAUGGUGUCCUGCCUAGUUCAGAGCAGCCGGCAAACAUCACGGAAGAGCUGGACAACUGGGAUGAGAAUGCUGAAGACUGGGAUGACGAUCAGGCGCCCGCAAGCUCACAAAUACAGGCCGACCAAGAAGGGGUCACGGCUGAAAAGCGAUCUGACUAGAAGGGGUCAAUAGUCCAUAUUCUGAUAAUGACACACGUGCAAAGACAAGCGCAAAGACCAGAGUUUGGGAAGUUCAACAAUCGUAGCAGCCACGACCGCUUUUGCGUGCAUUUGAAGUCUACCUAGCCGCUGUGCAGGAGAAUAAACAGUGCCCGUAAAGGUAGCUUCAUGCUGCCGCUGAUAAUCUCCAUUGAAGAUGGCAUCCCGACCUGUUCUCACUUUUUCUUUUGUGAAGCCAUGAAUGCAACCUCGUGCCUGCCAAGUAAUACCGGAAGACAGACGCCUUGUCAAAUCCCGAAAAAA